CCCACCAUCGCCCAUUUACCCCGCCAAACUUUUUUUUCCCUUCCAGCCGACGCCUGACGACGCCCAUUUUGCAACUCUCCCCAAGCAACAUCUUGUCAUCCCUCAGAAUGUCGUCCCAGCAGAAGAUCGCCAUCGUCUCGGUCUACGACAAGACCGGCCUGCUGGACCUGGCCAAGGGCCUCGUCCAGCAAGGCGUCCGCAUCUUGGCGUCUGGCGGCACCUCUAAGAUGAUCCGCGAGUCUGGCUUCCCCGUCGAGGAUGUCUCCGCCAUCACCAAUGCCCCUGAGAUGCUGGCCGGCCGUGUCAAGACUCUCCACCCCGCCGUCCACGCCGGCAUCUUGGCCCGCGACCUCGCCUCCGAUGAGAAGGAUCUCGCGGACCAGAACAUCAACAAGGUUGACUAUGUCAUCUGCAACCUCUACCCUUUCAAGGACACCGUUGCCAAGGUCAAUGUCAGCAUCCCUGAAGCUGUUGAGGAGAUCGAUAUUGGCGGCGUCACCCUUAUCCGCGCCGCUGCCAAGAACCACAAGCGCGUGACCAUCCUCAGCGACCCCAACGACUACGCCGGGUUCUUGAGCGAGCUCGAGAAGGGCGAGAUCUCUGAUGCCAGCCGCAACCGCUAUGCGCUCAAGGCAUUCGAGCAUACUGCUGACUACGAUGCUGCCAUCUCCCAAUUUUUCCGCAAGGAGUACGCUGGCAAUGGUGAGCAGUACAUGGCUCUUCGCUAUGGCGCCAACCCCCACCAGAAGCCCGCUGCCUCCUACAUGCCCGAGGGCAAGCUGCCUUUCAAGGUGCUCUGCGGCUCCCCGGGCUACAUCAACCUCCUUGACUCCCUGAACGCCUGGCCUCUGGUCAAGGAGCUCAAGAAGGCUCUUGGCAAGCCCGCCGCUGCCAGCUUCAAGCACGUCUCUCCCGCCGGCGCUGCUAUCGGCCUGCCCCUAACCGAGGAUGAGCGCAAGGUCUACUUCGUAAACGACAUUCCUGGCAUUGAGACCUCCGGCCUCGCCCAGGCCUAUGCCCGAGCCCGAGGCGCCGACCGCAUGAGCAGCUUCGGUGACAUCAUCGCUCUCAGCGACAUUGUCGAUGUUCCUACCGCCAGCAUCAUCUCCAAGGAGGUCUCUGACGGUGUCAUUGCCCCUGGCUACGAGGAGGCGGCCCUUGCCAUUCUUAAGAAGAAGAAGGGCGGCCGUUACCUGGUCCUCCAGAUCGACCCCGAGUACAACCCCCCCUCAACCGAGACUCGCACCGUCUACGGCAUCAACCUCCAGCAGCACCGCAACGAUGUUGAGAUCUCCCCCAAGUCCUUCAACACUAUCAUCACCCCCAAGGACGCUACUGCUCUCCCCGAGAACGCUACCCGCGAUCUUACUGUCGCCACCAUCACCCUCAAAUACACCCAGAGCAACUCCGUCUGCUACGCCGUUAACGGCCAGGUUGUCGGCCUUGGAGCCGGCCAGCAGUCCCGAAUUCACUGCACUCGUCUUGCCGGCGACAAGGCUGACAACUGGUGGAUGCGUUUCCACGAGCGUGUGCUCGGCAUCAAGUGGAAGAAGGGCACCAAGCGCCCUGACAAGAGCAACGCCAUUGACCUGCUUGUGAGCGGUGAGCUCCCCAAGGAUGGUCCCGAGCGUGAGGCUUUCGAGGCUGUCUUCGAGGAAGUCCCCCCUGCUUUCACUGCCGAGGAGCGAGACGCCUGGAUGAAGCAGCUCAAGGAUGUCUGCGUGUCCAGCGAUGCCUUCUUCCCCUUCAUUGACAACGUCUUCCGCGUUGCCCGUUCGGGAACCAAGUACGUCGCUGCUCCCGGCGGCAGCCAGAACGACGGUGCCGUUUUCGAGACCGCCGAGAAGCUCGGUAUCACCUUCGUGGAGCAGAACAUUCGUCUCUUCCACCACUAAAUGGGGGGGCGUUUAAAAAAAGGAAUAGGGGCAAGGUAAUGGUGAAAACGAUAGGCUACCAAACUGCCAGAUGACGAGAAGAAUGAAAAAGGGAAAUUGUAAUCUGGAUGAUUACGAUGUUGUAUAUAUGAUAGACUUGAUGCCGCGCGAUGACGCUCACCUCAACGUGAUGAUGACAUGGAACACCUUUGCAGUACCGUCCUAGCUCGCUAUAAUCUAGUGAUUCUUGAUGUGUCACUUCAAUGUCCGAGGCAAGUCUUGACGUAGGGGAUAGACAGGUUGUUGCCGCCAUUUAUUAGUGGUGGAAUAAACAGGGCGAAUACUAACCAAGUGUAAGAUAUCAAACUUGGGUCUUCUAUUACAAUAGAGUAUUGCUAUUCGCACACAGUCAAAAUACUACUCGCACACUUAAGUACGCAGGUAAAUUUCACUAAGAA
Molecule: messenger RNA, 2332 nt
Organism: Ilyonectria robusta
Lineage: Eukaryota; Fungi; Ascomycota; Sordariomycetes; Hypocreales; Nectriaceae
Product: cytidine deaminase-like protein
Exons: 3
Coding region: 108-1895 (595 amino acids)
Biological process (GO): 'de novo' IMP biosynthetic process
Cellular component (GO): cytosol
Molecular function (GO): IMP cyclohydrolase activity; phosphoribosylaminoimidazolecarboxamide formyltransferase activity
Source: RefSeq, a predicted model, not a curated record